AUGGAAAAGGAACUAAAAGAACGCGACGACAAAUAUGUUGAGCUGGAUACCAAGUUUCCGAGGCUUCACAAGCGUGCAAAACAACGUAUACAAGAUAUACAAAAGGAAAAAGAUGACCUGGAAGCUCGGUUUAAUGAAGUUAAUCAGAAGGCUGAGCAGGCUGCUUCUCUGCAAUUAGCAGCACAGCAGGAACUGGAACGUGCUCGUCAGCAGGCUAGUGAGGCCUUACGGUCAAUGGAUGCUGAAAGGCAGCAGUUGCGGACAGUGAAUAGCAAUGACCCUUUAAGCUGCGUCUUAUUCGUUUGUGAAGAUUUGGCAGAGAGUAGACAGAAAGCAACGGUUCAGAGCUCAAGAGAAGGCAACUUUCUAUAUGAUUACAACUUGCUACGGCAGAAUCUGGCAACAAUUAGACUUUUGAUGAAGGUGUAA
Molecule: messenger RNA, 429 nt
Organism: Miscanthus lutarioriparius
Lineage: Eukaryota; Viridiplantae; Streptophyta; Magnoliopsida; Poales; Poaceae
Source: the annotation of a GenBank genome assembly